AGCAGGAAGUCCGGCGGCAAGGAUGGAGGUGUUGCUGAAGGCCCUGUAAGCGGGGUCCCUGGUGGGAUCCGGGUCUUCCCUGUUUUCUUGGUCAGCAGGCUCCUCCCAGUAGCAGGGGCGGGACGGCAGCGGCGAAGCUCCCGCAGCCAUGCAUGACGCUUUUGAGCCGGUGCCGAUCCUGGAGAAGCUUCCACUGCAGAUUGACUGCCUGGCUGCCUGGGAGGAAUGGCUUCUUGUUGGAACCAAGCAAGGGCAUCUUCUUCUCUACAGGAUUCGGAAGGAUGUUGGUUGUAACAGGUUUGAGGUAACACUAGAGAAGUCCAAUAAGAACUUUUCCAAAAAGAUCCAGCAGAUCCAUGUGGUUUCCCAGUUUAAGAUUCUAGUCAGCUUGUUAGAAAACAACAUUUAUGUCCAUGACUUACUGACAUUUCAACAAAUCACUACAGUUUCAAAGGCUAAAGGAGCAUCACUGUUCACCUGUGACCUCCAGCACACUGAGACGGGUGAGGAGGUGUUGCGGAUGUGUGUGGCGGUGAGGAAGAAGCUGCAGUUGUACUUCUGGAAGGAUAGAGAAUUCCAUGAACUGCAGGGAGACUUUAGUGUACCCGAUGUGCCCAAGUCCAUGGCAUGGUGUGAAAAUUCUAUCUGUGUUGGCUUCAAGAGAGACUACUACCUGAUUAGGGUGGAUGCAAAGGGGUCUAUCAAAGAGCUCUUCCCAACAGGAAAGCAGCUGGAGCCCUUAGUUGCCCCUCUGGCAGAUGGAAAAGUAGCCGUGGGUCAGGAUGAUCUGACUGUGGUGCUCAACGAGGAAGGCAUCUGCACUCAGAAAUGCGCCCUGAACUGGACAGACAUCCCGGUGGCCAUGGAGCACCAGCCUCCGUACAUUGUCGCAGUGUUGCCAAGAUACGUGGAGAUCCGAACACUUGAACCAAGGCUUCUGGUCCAGAGCAUAGAGUUGCAAAGGCCCCGCUUCAUUACAUCAGGGGGAUCAAACAUUAUCUAUGUGGCCAGCAAUCAUUUUGUUUGGAGACUCAUUCCUGUCCCCAUGGCAACCCAAAUCCAACAGCUUCUCCAGGACAAGCAGUUUGAAUUGGCUCUGCAGCUAGCGGAAAUGAAAGAUGACUCAGACAGUGAAAAGCAGCAGCAAAUCCAUCACAUUAAGAACUUGUAUGCCUUCAACCUCUUCUGUCAGAAGCGCUUUGAUGAGUCCAUGCAGGUCUUUGCUAAACUUGGCACAGAUCCCACCCACGUGAUGGGCUUGUACCCCGACCUGCUGCCCACGGACUACAGGAAGCAACUGCAGUACCCCAACCCGCUGCCCACACUCUCUGGUGCUGAGCUGGAGAAGGCUCACUUAGCGCUCAUUGACUACCUGACACAGAAGCGGAGCCAGUUGGUAAAGAAGCUGAAUGACUCGGACCACCAGUCCAGCACCUCCCCACUCAUGGAGGGCACUCCCACCAUCAAGUCCAAGCAGAAGCUGCUGCAGAUCAUCGACACCACUCUACUCAAGUGCUACCUCCAUACAAAUGUGGCCCUGGUGGCUCCCUUGCUGCGCCUGGAGAACAACCACUGUCACAUCGAGGAGAGUGAGCAUGUGCUGAAGAAGGCUCACAAGUACAGUGAGCUGAUCAUCCUGUAUGAGAAGAAGGGGCUCCAUGAGAAAGCUCUGCAGGUGCUAGUGGACCAGUCCAAGAAAGCAAACUCACCUCUGAAAGGCCAUGAAAGGACGGUGCAGUACCUACAGCAUUUGGGCACAGAAAACCUACAUUUGAUUUUUUCCUACUCGAUCUGGGUGCUGAGAGACUUCCCAGAAGAUGGCCUGAAGAUAUUCACUGAAGACCUCCCGGAGGUGGAGUCUCUGCCACGAGAUCGCGUGCUCAACUUCUUGAUAGAGAAUUUCAAGGCCCUGGCCAUUCCUUACCUGGAGCACAUCAUCCACGUGUGGGAGGAGACAGGCACACGGUUCCACAAUUGCCUAAUCCAGCUGUACUGUGAGAAAGUGCAGAAUCUGAUGAAAGACUACCUCCUGUCACUACCCACAGGCAAAAGUCCAGUCCCUGCUGGCGAGGAAGCAGGAGAACUGGGAGAAUCCCGACAGAAGCUGCUCACGUUCCUGGAGAUUUCCAGCUCCUACGAUCCCGGCCGGCUCAUCUGUGAUUUUCCCUUCGAUGGCCUCUUAGAAGAAAGAGCUCUCCUGUUGGGACGCAUGGGGAAGCACGAACAAGCUCUCUUCAUCUAUGUCCAUGUCUUGAAGGACACAAAGAUGGCUAAGGAGUACUGCCACAAACACUACGACCAAAACAAAGAAGGCAACAAAGAUGUAUAUCUGUCCCUGCUUCGGAUGUACCUGUCGCCUCCAAGCAUUCACUGCCUGGGGCCAAUCAAACUAGAGCUCCUGGAGCCACAGGCCAACCUCCAGGCUGCCCUGCAGGUCCUAGAGCUGCACUACAGCAAAUUAGACACCACCAAGGCAAUCAACCUUCUGCCAGCAAACACUCAGAUCAAUGACAUACGAAUCUUCCUAGAAAAGGUCUUAGAAGAAAAUGCACAAAAGAAACGGUUCAAUCAAGUGCUUAAGAAUCUUCUCCAUGCGGAGUUUCUCAGGGUUCAGGAAGAGCGGAUUUUACACCAGCAGGUGAAGUGCAUCAUCACUGAGGAGAAGGUGUGCAUGGUGUGCAAGAAGAAGAUUGGGAACAGUGCAUUUGCAAGAUACCCCAAUGGAGUGGUUGUGCACUACUUCUGCUCCAAAGAAGUUAACUCAGCCGACACCUGAGCCCGGCAUCCCAAGCACUCAGCAGUGGACAGCUCAGCUUCCCAGAGAGUUGAAGGAGCGGCCACCCUAGGAACUAGGGACUGCUACCAUAAAGUGUCUCCCUCAUUUGGGCGUUGCUGGCUACCUUGCUCUCUGGAGCAUCUCUGAAUCAACUGGACUUGUGACCUGGCAUUGCAGGCUUUUUACUAGAAGAAGAGAUUAGGCAUAUCCUUCGCUGUUAUGUUGCAGACAAUUCCAGGAAUUUAACCCCUGCCUGGACAGGAGGAAAUGCACCGUCUUGCCUUUGUAUACCAAUCACCUGGACAAGGAGAUUUCAUCUCAAGUGUUUGUACCCAUGGGGUUGUUGACUGCGAGUUUUCUAUUACAGUAACUACACGGCUUCACCAGACCCCUGCAGGCAGCCUGGAGAGUCCCAUGGGAGCCUGGUACUAGAGCUUUCCAGCCCCACUGGCCGCAGGCUGCUUGUACUCUGACGGUUCUCCACAGGAGCUGUGCCCUGUGUCCUGCUUAUCCCUUUAAUAUUCAGUCUCCUUUUCUUUCUCACUAUUUAUUUUACCCCCAAUCUCUUCUCUUGUACCAUCCUCUCCCACUCUGUAGACUGGGCGGUAGGGAGUAACUAAUAUUUAAAUGUGGCAACAUGGGAGGCACAGUCUAGGUUUCCAGGAGUGGACUGAUGAGCAGGUGUCACAUACAUUGUAUGAAGGUUCUCAGGAGCUGAACUUUUCUACUAAGAUGUGUAGGAGAGCACAAGUCUCUGUAGGCGUAGGCUUUGGUAGGUAGCUCUCUGGGGCAGCACUGGGCAGGGCGUGUGGUCUAGGCAGGAUCUCUGCAGAAGUGCCUGCUUCAGCCACUCACCAGCUGCUUGGACAGGUCAUUGAGCCUUCGUUGGUGAGCUCUUUGAGCUCUGAGCAGCUUUCUCCACUCUAGCCACUUUCUGUCCUGUUGCUUUCAUGGCCAUAGUUGUUCCCUGGCCUUUUUUGCAAGACUGGAGGAUUUCACUAGGAUAUCUUGGUAAUGGGUGUCUGCCCUGCACACAGGGAACAGUUGACCAGAAACUGACAGCCAUGAGAUGCCGGGUAUGUUUGUGAGGCACUGAGCAAAGGGUAAUGCAGGAGCGGAUGGACUUAGAGCUUACUGCUGGCUCUGUUGAGCAUGUCAGGGAGCCUGCAGGAGGUAUGCAGGAACUUCUGGCAUUGGAGGCUGUAGGCACCAGGCACACAUGCACAGUCAUAUAUGCAGGCAGCACACCCACACACAAAGUUUAAAAAAAAAUGACCAGUGCUGCUUCAACAGCUUAAAAUGCACUUCCUCAGGAGUGGCCCUGGAAUGCUGGGCAGCUCCCCAUAGGACAGGACCGGUACUUGUGCCGUCCAUGAGUCCUGCCCUCUCACCUGGUAGGCUUGUAGCAUCCCUUCUUAUGAACUGUGUUUGAAGCAGUAGAAUAAAACCUGUAUUUUCUCCUGGAUGGUGUACAUCCUUAAUUCUAUUUCCCCAAACUCCAUCCUUUCUUCCCUGGAUCCUGCCCUCCGUAGAGGGUUGGGGAGGGGAACAGAUAGCUCCAGCCUGAGGAUGCUGGAGGGCUGCUUCCCAAUAAACAAGCGAAACACCAA
Messenger RNA from Rattus norvegicus (Norway rat), 4386 nucleotides. RefSeq names its product VPS39 subunit of HOPS complex (gene Vps39). Gene Ontology annotation, biological process: intracellular protein transport; vesicle-mediated transport. Bases 149 to 2776 code for a protein of 875 amino acids. Lineage: Eukaryota; Metazoa; Chordata; Mammalia; Rodentia; Muridae. Gene Ontology annotation, cellular component: endomembrane system. The record is from RefSeq and is marked validated. The transcript has 25 exons.